Messenger RNA from Pneumocystis carinii B80, 699 nucleotides. RefSeq lists its product as hypothetical. Lineage: Eukaryota; Fungi; Ascomycota; Pneumocystomycetes; Pneumocystales; Pneumocystaceae. The coding region runs from base 53 to 481 and encodes 142 amino acids. The transcript is spliced from 2 exons. Gene Ontology annotation, molecular function: protein binding. The record is from RefSeq and is a predicted model, not a curated record.
AAAAAUAUCAAAGCCUAUAAAAACCUCAUAAAUAGGCCUUAAUAGCAGGUAAAUGACGAAUUCAAGCAGCUCAGAAGGAUCGGACAGGAGGGUUCAUAUUGUAGUCCGUUUUUCAAGCGGAAAAAAUGACGUCAGAUUGAGUAUUGACGAAGAAAAAACAAUACGGCAGCUUAAGGAGCGAUUGAGAGAGAUGGAGCCAGAGAUGCUUUAUAAAAGGACUCUACGUAUCAUAUACCUUGGUAAAAUUCUAAGGAAUGACUGGGUUUUAUCGGAAGUCCUGAAUAAACAAUGGAUAAAUCGGUCGGAAGUGAUAUUUCAUUGUAGUAUUGGUGGAGAGGUAGAAAGAGGGGAAGAUGAAGAGCGUGAGGUAAAUUCUCGAUGGAGUGAAUAUGGGGAUGUAGUAGCGUUGCGGCUAACGUGUUUUUUAUUUUUUGGAGGUGUCAUAUGGUUCGUCUAUUACACCGUUACCACUUGGGUUUGAUCGAUUACGGGAGGUGGGAUUUUCAGAGCGAGAGAUUGGGUUAUUAAGGGAGCAAUUUAUGAUGAUUCAUGGGGGGGAGUUGGGGGAAGGACAGACGGAACCUGCGUUGCAAUUGGAGGAAGAUUGGAUUAAUGAGACUACAGGAGAAAAUAUAGUACAAGAAGGACAUAGGGCGUAUGAAGAUAUGAUAUUAGGGGCGAGUAUUGGAUUUAUUGGGG